CGCGCGCGACGUGUCUGUCCUUCUGCCAUUUGGAGUGUGACUCAGCGGAAGCUGGACCAACUCGAUUCCGCCGCAGUCAUAGGUGAUCUCCGCGUACCUCCCGGCAAUCGACUGGAGCGACUGGCCGGGGACCGAAGCGGGCAACACAGCAUUCGCGUCAACGACAAGUAUCGCAUCUGCUUCGUCUGGACCGAAACUGGUCCCGUAGAAGUCGAAAUAACCGACUAUCAUUGA
Molecule: messenger RNA, 234 nt
Organism: Geodia barretti
Lineage: Eukaryota; Metazoa; Porifera; Demospongiae; Tetractinellida; Geodiidae
Source: the annotation of a GenBank genome assembly